This is a messenger RNA of Polypterus senegalus (gray bichir), 3132 nucleotides long. RefSeq names its product T-cell differentiation antigen CD6-like. Lineage: Eukaryota; Metazoa; Chordata; Cladistia; Polypteriformes; Polypteridae. Gene Ontology annotation, cellular component: membrane. Bases 282 to 2255 code for a protein of 657 amino acids. The record is from RefSeq and is a predicted model, not a curated record. The transcript has 14 exons.
UCACUGCGCACACCAUCACCUAUCAGAUAUGGUCGCACUCCAUACAACCUCCCACCAACAGUAAAAAGGCAAUUCUGCAGAAAUGACAAUUGAAGGAAACCACAGUUUGCAAACACGCACAUGCAGAGCAAGAUAACAGGUGCAAGAAGUCGAUUUUUUUUUUGUCGCGGGAUAAAAGUUAUAACAAAUAUAUUUUAUUAUCAAAGCAUCAGCAACAAAGAAAGCAGUGAGGAAGCCUGUUGACAUUUUGGACUUGAAACAAAAAAAAACAAAUUCAAAAAAUGAUUCCGUUCUUACUCAUUGUCUUUUUGGCUUCUGUUUCUGAAGGAUUUCAAGGAAAUGAGUUAGACCAUGCGGUUAACAGGACGCAGUCCGCAGUCACAAACAGAACUUCUACAAACAAAACUGAAAGCUUAAGACUAGUGUUACUGGGUGGUGACAACAAUUGUUCUGGUCUGCUUCAUGGCUUUUACAAUGGGACAUGGAUGCCUCUAUCGCUUUCAACAAAUGACAGCACCACCUACACGGAUUUAGUUUGUCGAGAACUUUCCUGCGGAGGGACUUCACUCUCUCAGCCUCCCACUCAGGUGGAAGCUGGGAAUCCCUCCGGUGUGCUGGAAUGUAAUUUGAACGAAGCAGGAGAAUGGAACUGCACUGUGCCCAACAUCACGUCAAAAAAGAAAAUUAACGUAACCUGCAAAGGUCCGGCUCUCAGACUGGCAGGAGGGGGGGACUCCUGUGCUGGGAGAGUCGAGGUCUGGGAAGAUGGAGCGUGGGGAACAGUGUGCGAUGACUGGUGGGACCUGAUGGACGCCAAUGUGGUAUGCGCUCAGCUGAACUGUGGAUAUGCCACUCAGGUGGUAAUGGAUGGUGCCAAGCAGUUUGGGUAUGGAAGUGGCCACGUGCUACUCGAUGACGUAAACUGCACGGGAACCGAGAAGUUCCUCUGGGACUGCCCAGCACUGAAGCACAGUGGAGACUGCGGACACAAAGAGGAUGUUGGAGUCAUCUGCUCAGAGCAUAAGGCAUUACGUUUGACUGGUGGUCUGGACAGAUGUUCUGGUAUAAUCGAGAUCCACAGAAACGGCACGUGGGGAACAGUGUGCAACAACGGCUGGGGGAAUGAUGAAGGAAACAUUGUGUGUCAACAACUGGGAUGUGGUAGUUCAAGAACGUGGAAAAUUAACCACUCCGUUACACACCAUCCAACUCACCUCUGGUACUACAGUUGUGUAGACAAACAUUCAAGUCUUUGGGACUGCAGGGAAUAUUUCAACAAUACGUUUCUAUGCUUUGACUCGAAGCCUGCUGCAGCUGAAUGUAAUAGCUCACUUGGCUUCAACAUGACUAUGCCUAAGACUUCUGUGACUGAGCAAUGGACAGUGGUGCCAACAACUGAAGUCGUUAAAACUCUGGACGAUUUCCUCACUCCUCCAGUGAUUGGAUGCUUUGUGCUUUCAUUCUUGCUAUUUCUAAUGAUUGUGCUCUUUACUGUGUUGUGCUGCUGUGUCAAGAAAAGAAACAAGUUGACUGUACAGCAGAUUGGUUCCAGUCUACAGGGAGUCUCUGUCACAAAUGAAAAAAAUGACUACAGAUACAUAGCAGACUGCAUGAAGACGACCACAGAGCCAGCAAACAAUAACACAGCUGCCACUGCACCUGAAAUUACUCAACCUCUGAAUGCCACCGAUUCCUCGUUCGAGUCGGAUUAUGAUGAGUAUGACUUCAGUGCAGAACCUGCCGUCUCCAUGUCCACUUUCCAAAAUUCUCUUAAAAACAGAACAGAGACUAGAAAUCCGGUGCCUAACACACUGCUACUUGAGACGGUGAUGGAGGAAGGUGCCGCAUUUCCACCUAGUAGGAAUCAGCAAACUGCAUCUCAGGCAGAUGAUGAAACUUCUAGUACAUCUUCAGGGGAAGACUACCAGAAUGAAGUUACAUCAACUCCUAAAUCAUGGGUUACAGAAGAGAACAUCCCUUUAGUGCAGUUACCUGUGGUCAAAGCUGUGCCCCAAACUGCACCCCAGCCAGCCUGGAAUCAGUGCAUUACAAACAAUAAGAACCCAUCCUACAAUUCUAUACCUGAGCAUUGUUCAGAUUCAUCUAGCACCUCAUCAGGGGAAAAUUAUGAAAACAUUGGAAAUAGCAAUUUUAAGAAAGAAAUACGAGGUUUCUCUACAGGCCAACCAAAUAAUAUUUGUGAAGAUUCGUCAUCAGAGGAUGAUUAUGACGACAUUGCAAACUACGUUCACUGAAUAGGACACCAUCAGUGUUUCUUCCACCAUGUGGCUGUGCAUUCCAGGAAUAAAAGUUAAACAUCCUCUUUACCUUUCUGCCUCUUCCCCCAAGAAAUCACUAACUGACCAAAGAAAAUGAGCACACAUAAUUUAAGAACCGAUUCAAAAGCCAUCUGAUCCAUUAUAAAUGAAGGUUUUGUGUAUAUUGACAUAUGAAUUGUCACAUUUGAGACAAAUAUUUACAAGGUAAAGAAAGAUGAACCAAGAAGACAAUAGAGUUCAUUAAAUGGAAUUCGUUUUAAGUGGAAGAAUUUCUGUAGAUGGGCACAUGAACAUUAAAAAAUUCCCAUCCAUCCCUAUUUCUGCUCCUUCCUUGUCUGUGCUCUAAUGGAUAGUAGGACUGUGGUCUGUUGUGGGGAUUCAGGUGUUUCCAGUCAACCCUGACAAUAUGGUCCUGGGCUACAGGUGCAGUCUGUAGAGCUCUCUUGAUAAACAUGCUGCUUAUUAACGGCCUGUAAACAAAGGAUCUUGGUCCUGACCAUCUGCCAUAACUACUACAGUAUACAAUGCAUGCCAAACAAAAGAGGAUAUGACUUUUCACUUGGUGAAAGAUUAAUGACACACUGAAUCACGUUUGCAACAGUCCAGACGCCAAAUGAAAAUCAACUCGGGAACACUACAUCAAGUAGAGAAAGAAGAAUGCACACUACUCUGCAAUGCCAAAAGAACGUUUGUUGGUUAUCAUGUACAGUAUAUACUGAUGAUUACGUUUAUCUAUAAUGUAAAGCAUGCUUUUAUAGGGUUUUUCACUAUCUUAAAUGGAGGACAGUUACAACAAUUAAAUGCUGAUAACCUGCAUGUACUUUCAGAAAGAAUAAAAGAUGGCUCUGUUUAA